GUGAAACACACCUUAUAUUGUUCUGAAUAAUUCCCUACAGCCAAUCCAAACUCAUGUUAGUGAAUGGGGGUGGAAUGAAUAUAAGGUGAAGCAGAGCUCAGCCAACUAGAAGGUUUACAGUCGAAGAGAACAAGGAGCAUCUGAAGGAUCCCAAUACUACAUCAUACCAGGCAGAUUAAAGAGAAGAAAUCAUAAAAGGGCUUUACACAAAAGUAUGAUAGAUGGAGCAGGAGAAAAGCCAUUUCCUUGCACUGAAUGUGACAAAUCCUUUGCAGCAAAAAAAAAUUUAAUUUAUCAUCAGAGGAUUCAUACAGGGGAAAAUACAUUUAUGUGUUCAGAAUGUGACAAGAGCUUCUUACGAAAGAGUGAUCUUAUUCAGCAUCUGAGGAUUCACACAGGAGAGAAGCCAUACCAUUGUUCUGAAUGUGAUCAAAAAUUUUCACACCGAAGUUCAUUGACUGAACACAAUAUUAUUCACACAGGAGUGGGGCCAUAUCAGUGUACUGAAUGUGAUAAAUAUUUCAACAACAAAGCACAUCUCACAAAACAUCAGAGGAUUCACACAGGAGAGAAGCCUUUCAGAUGUUCAGAAUGUAACAAGUGCUUCUCAAGAAUAUCCAAUCUUUAUGCACAUCAGAGGAUUCACACAGGAGAGAAGCCUUUCAGAUGUUCAGAAUGUAACAAGUGCUUCUCAAGAAUAUCCAAUCUUUAUGCACAUCAGAGGAUUCACACAGGAGAAAAGCCUUUCAGAUGUUCAGAAUGUAACAAGUCCUUCUCAGUGAUUUCCGGUCUUUAUACACAUCAGAGGAUUCACACAGGAGAGAAGCCUUUCAGAUGUUCAAAAUGUAAUAAAUGUUUUACAAAUAAAUCAAAUCUGACCGAUCACCAGAGGAUCCACACAGGAGAGAAGCCAUUUAGAUGUUCAAAAUGUGCAAAAUGCUUCUCACAAACGUCAAAUCUGAAUCAACACCUAAAAAGACAUACAUAGGGAAGUCAUUUAGAUGUUCAGAAUGUGCUUAAUACAAAAAGAAAAAAUGUUCUUGUGAUCAGAAGACUUACAGGAAAGAGGCUCUGUUCUUGUUCUUAACUACUUAACCUCUGGAAGAUUAACCCCCCUUCAUGACCAGGCCAUUUUUUUUUGCAAUAUGACACUGCGUUACUUUAACUUACAAUUUGU
Molecule: messenger RNA, 1177 nt
Organism: Rana temporaria (common frog)
Lineage: Eukaryota; Metazoa; Chordata; Amphibia; Anura; Ranidae
Product: gastrula zinc finger protein XlCGF71.1-like
Exons: 2
Coding region: 215-988 (257 amino acids)
Biological process (GO): regulation of transcription by RNA polymerase II
Cellular component (GO): nucleus
Molecular function (GO): DNA-binding transcription activator activity, RNA polymerase II-specific; RNA polymerase II cis-regulatory region sequence-specific DNA binding
Source: RefSeq, a predicted model, not a curated record